Messenger RNA from Budorcas taxicolor (takin), 1029 nucleotides. Its product is annotated as olfactory receptor 2J3-like. Gene Ontology annotation, biological process: G protein-coupled receptor signaling pathway. The record is from RefSeq and is a predicted model, not a curated record. The coding region runs from base 1 to 1029 and encodes 342 amino acids. Gene Ontology annotation, molecular function: G protein-coupled receptor activity; olfactory receptor activity. NCBI's taxonomy places the organism in Eukaryota, Metazoa, Chordata, Mammalia, Artiodactyla, Bovidae. Gene Ontology annotation, cellular component: membrane. The transcript has a single exon.
AUGUGUUUUCUCCCUCAAUCAGUUUGCAAAGGUUUGACAAUGAGGGGGCGGACCCUCAGUUUAUAUGAUUCUUCAAGUAUUGAAAGAAAAAGAAACAUGAAGGAAAAAAAUGCAAGUUCUGGUUACUUUGUUCUACUGGGUUUUUCUAACUGGCCUCAUCUUGAGUUAGUUCUCUUUGUGGUUAUCUUGAUGUUCUACCUGAUGACACUGAUAGGUAACCUGUUCAUCAUUUUCUUGUCAUAUCUGGAUUCCCAUCUCCACACUCCUAUGUACUUCUUCCUCUCAAACCUCUCUUUUCUGGAUCUCUGCUACACCACGAGUUCCAUCCCCCAGUUGCUGAUCAACCUCUGGGGGCCAGAGAAAACCAUCUCUUAUGCUGGUUGCAUGAUCCAACUUUAUUUUGUCCUUGCACUGGGAACUGCUGAAUGUGUGCUGUUGGUGGUGAUGUCCUAUGACCGUUAUGCAGCUGUGUGUAGACCUCUGCAUUACACUGUCCCCAUGCACCCUCGUUUCUGCCAUCUAUUGGCUGUGGCUUCUUGGGUAAGUGGCUUUACCACCUCAGCACUUCAUUCCUCAUUUACAUUCUGGGUACCCCUGUGUGGUCAUCACAAAGUGGACCAUUUCUUCUGUGAAGUUCCAGCAUUGCUUCGACUGUCAUGUGUUGAUACUCAUGCUAAUGAGCUGACCCUUAUGGUCAUGAGCUCCAUUUUUGUGAUCAUACCACUUAUCCUCAUUCUCAGCUCCUAUGGUGCCAUUGCUCAGACUGCGCUGAGGAUGCAGUCAACAACUGGACUUCAGAAAGUCUUUGGGACAUGUGGAGCCCAUCUUAUGGUUGUAUCCCUCUUUUUCAUUCCAAUCAUGUGCAUAUAUCUACAGCCACCAUCAGGAAAUUCUCAAGAUCAAGGCAAGUUCAUUGCCCUUUUUUAUACUGUUGUCACACCUAGCCUCAACCCUCUAAUCUACACUCUCAGAAACAAAGAUGUAAAAGAGGCAGUUAAAAGAUUAAUGGGCUGGGAUAGGGAGAUGUGA